Messenger RNA from Octopus sinensis (East Asian common octopus), 2172 nucleotides. RefSeq names its product serine/threonine-protein kinase TBK1. NCBI's taxonomy places the organism in Eukaryota, Metazoa, Mollusca, Cephalopoda, Octopoda, Octopodidae. Gene Ontology annotation, biological process: peptidyl-serine phosphorylation. The transcript has 18 exons. The coding region runs from base 157 to 1806 and encodes 549 amino acids. Gene Ontology annotation, molecular function: ATP binding; protein serine/threonine kinase activity. Gene Ontology annotation, cellular component: cytoplasm. The record is from RefSeq and is a predicted model, not a curated record.
UCUUGUGUGUGUGGGGGGUGAAUACAUGAAUGAAACACGAGCCAGUUUCUCUUUAUCAUCCAACUAUAUAUAUAUAGGAGUGUCUCUGUCGAAAAGUUUCUUUCCCGACUUUACACGCAACUUCAGAUACGUCUACCGCCGGUCCUUUAACGAAGCAUGUUUGAAUCAAAGUCAUUCAAGUAUGAUGUUUUGCUGGGAAGAGGUGCAACUGCAUCUGUAUACAAAGGAAUAUCGAAAGUUGAUUCCCAAUGUUAUGCACUCAAAGUCUUCAAUUCCAACAGUUCCUUCAUGAAAAAAUCGAUUCAGAAUGAAAUAUCAAUUCUGAGGAAAUUGAAUCAUGAAAACAUUGUUAGAAUCUUUGCUGUUGAAUCGGAGUUUUUCUCAGAUCGAGCAGUGAUCGUGAUGGAACUUUUAGAACACGGAACACUUUUAAAUCAAUUACAAAAGCCAAAAAAUAAAUUUGGUUUCUCUGAAAGAAAGUUGCUUGGAUUAUUAAAGGACAUAAAUUCUGGAUUGAAAAUUCUCCGCCAAUUCAAAAUUGUCCAUCGUGAUAUUAAACCAAGCAACAUUUUACGGACGAUCGAUGUCAAUGGAAGGGAAAUAUAUAAGCUUUCAGAUUUUGGUACUGCUAAAAUAAUGGACGAAGACACUGAAUUGUACUCUAUUGUUGGAACUGAAGAAUAUUUGCAUCCGGCUAUUUUCCGGAAAGCUUUCAUCAGUGAUGAGUCAAGUGGAGUUAAAGAUACAGAUUCCUGGAGUUUAGGAAUCAUGCUAUAUCACGUCAUAACAGGACAUAUUCCUUUCCAAACUCAAGCUGGGUAUCGGAGAAACCGCCAACUCAGGUAUGAAAUGCUUUCUAAAAGACCCACUUCAGCAAUAUCAGCCAAUGAAACAGAAAGUGAUGCGAUUUCCUGGGAGAGAGAAUUACCAGAAACAUGCAAACUCUCAAGUAUUAUGAAGAGGAAAUUUGAGAAGAUUAUCAGACGUUUGCUUAUAACAUCCAAUGACAAUGCCAGUAUACAGGAGUACCUUGACAAAGUUGACAGCAUUUUGAAUAAAAGAGACAUAUCUAUAUUCCAGCCAUCCACUGGAAGAUUGGUCACGUGUUACCUGGAUUACAAUGCAAAAAUUCCAUAUCUGAAAGACAAAAUUGCGAAGGAAUUCAACGUUAGAUCAGAUGACCAGAUGAUAUUUUUCAAUUUUAUUGAAGUGACUUCUGAUUCCUCUACUAUUUCAUAUUUUACAUCCAAUACAAAGAAAAAGCCUUUACUUCUCAUUGAAAAAUGCCUCAUAUAUCCUGAACCAGACGAUUCAUCAUAUUUAACAGAAAUUGUACCAAGCAGUACCACGACACUUUCUUAUGCAAAAGAGGUAUGUUCUGUUCUACACAGAAUUAAGAAAGAAUUUAAAUACAAUGUCAGAAACUAUGAUCACAUCUAUCAUGCAGUUUGUGCACUGAACUCAUUAACAUUAUCAGAAAUGCGGGCGUGUGAAGAACUAAUAAAGAACUUUGAGCUUUCAGAAAUUGUAAAAGACGAGGUUCAGAAAAUCCACAAUUGUAAAACAUUUUCAUUAGAAACCAAUUCUAUUAAGGUAUACAAAAGCACCAAAGCUCAGUAUAAAGAUGUGAAAGAUCUUAUAGAUAAACUGAAAUCAAAUGAGUUUGACAAUAAAACUCUGAAUCAAAAGAGAAGCAGUUUGAAAACCAUGUAUGAAAACGCUUCACUUCGUUUUCAAAACAGUUACCAAGAAAAAUUAAAGAUAAUUAAGGAGUUCAGAGAAUGGAAAAAAAAAUACACUGAAUAAUCUGAAAGCGAUUCGAGAGUUCAGAGGGUUUAUAUUCAAACAAAUAAAGAAGAAAAUGUCAAGCCCAAAGAUUAACGGAUUUUGAAGAAAAAGAAUGAAGUAUUUAUCAUCAUUCUCCUUUAUUUAGAAGGGUCCAUCACCAAAAGUGGAAUAACGAGAGGUACACCGUGUUAGCACUGUCUUGGUGAGAAGGUGUGAUGGCUACAGGACAAGCCAUCAGUGAAGAAGGAAAUAGAGGAGGGUGGGGAGGUCAUUUGUCUCAAAAUGGUAUUUUCUUUCAACUAAUUUUUGACUGCUGAUUUUAAACUGAAAAACUGUAAAUCAUGUUUAUAAAAUAAAUUAUAUAAGUUUUUGUAAAAUAACUGA